Messenger RNA from Colias croceus (clouded yellow), 3149 nucleotides. RefSeq lists its product as uncharacterized. Gene Ontology annotation, cellular component: cytoplasm. Gene Ontology annotation, biological process: protein deglycosylation. Lineage: Eukaryota; Metazoa; Arthropoda; Insecta; Lepidoptera; Pieridae. The record is from RefSeq and is a predicted model, not a curated record. Gene Ontology annotation, molecular function: mannosyl-glycoprotein endo-beta-N-acetylglucosaminidase activity. The transcript is spliced from 9 exons. Bases 59 to 2290 code for a protein of 743 amino acids.
UUUGAUAUAUAGUUAAAGUGUAUGUACCUGUUUUAUUUAUUAGAACUACACUAACACAAUGGCAGAGAAGAAAAUUUGGAUGCAGCGAGAACUAACCUGUAAGCCACUUGAUUCAUAUGAAGAAAUUUUAUUAUUCUUACAAGAUCCACCACCUUGGAGAACACUUUGUAAGGAAUUAAAGACGCAUAGUGAAAUAGCAAUAAAGAACAUAAACAUCAAUAAAUGUCCGGAAAAUAAUAUUUUGCUUGAAAGUCCACAAGCCUUCUGUCAUUUUGAUCCGGAUGCGGAAAAUGUCAAGCGCGAAGAUAAAAAAAUAUUACCAAAGACACUGGUGUGCCAUGAUAUGGCCAAUGGGUAUCACGAUGACAGUAUUAUCGAUGGCACUGGAAAUUACGAAGCUUAUACAUUUUAUAACUGGGCCGGGAUAGACAUUUUUAUUUACUUCAGUCAUCAUUUGAUCACGAUUCCACCUCUCGGCUGGAUCAAUGUGGGUCACGCGCAUGGAGUCAAAGUACUAGGUACUGUUAUAACGGAAUGGAGCGAUGGGGUCGCGUUUUGGGAUCGAGUGCUGCAGUCGGAGAGUGAGUGGCAGAACCUCGCUAGCGCGCUCGUGGCAAUCGCAAAAACGCUAAAGUUCGACGGCUGGCUGCUCAAUAUUGAGAAUAAGAUAUCAAAACCAGACGUGCUGCUACAAUUCGUGCGGUACUUGCACACCACGCUUCACCAGGAGCUCGACGAUCCAGUCCUUAUUUGGUACGACAGCGUUACUGUUGAAGGGCAUCUCAAUUGGCAGAAUGGACUUAACGGGAAAAACAGAGCGUUCUUCGACGCGUGCGACGGGUUAUUCACGAACUACUCGUGGCGCGAGGAGGACGUGUCGGCGAGCGCGGCGGGCGCGGGGGACAGGCGGCACGACCUGUAUGUAGGGGUCGAUGUGUGGGGCCGGAACUUCUAUGGCGGGGGGCAGUUUAACACGCAGGAGGCAGUGCAAUUGAUCCACAGCUACGACUGCUCAUUAGCCAUAUUUGCACCCGCCUGGACACAUGAAGCCAUGUCCGACGAGGAGGGUGACCCCAACACAGUGGCUGAUGCUGCUGAGCUGGAGGUCUACCAGCGGUUCCUGCUGCGGGACAGAGCCUUCUGGUGCAGCGUGUGGCCCUUCCUUAAUACUACGUUGCCGAGUUGUUUGCCCUUCCAGACGUCCUUCUGUAGGGGGCAGGGGAAGAAGCGCAGGAUGUAUGGAGAGGUGAUCUGUCCAGUACCGUGGUAUAACCUACGGCACAUGCAAUACCAACCGAACUCAUCCCUGGGCCCGCACGGCUACCUGGUCUCCAGCGCCGCCAACAUCGCGGGGCUCUCCCGUUUAGGGCUCCUGCGAACAAGGGACGGCAUCCUCAGAUAUCGACGAUCGGUUGAAGAAACCAGACAAGACACUGAUGAAUCCACGCAAGAAAUAGUCCUAGCCCUUAAAGCGGACAGCGUUGGGGAUAUACAAGAAGAAGUGGUGGAAGAAACAACGGUUAACGAAAGGAAAUCCGUCAAAAGGAAGAUGACCAGAGUGCUCCGACACUUCUUCAGGAUAAAGUCGCCGAAGACAGAUGAUCGGGAACAUACAGCAGUGCAGGAAACGGAGCAGGAUUCGAAGCCCAGCAGUAGCACGAUGGAAGUUAGAGGCCGGUCCAUGGUGCAGAUGUCUAUUAACUUACGGCUUGGAAAUAAACAAGUGAAAACUAAGUACGCGCUAGGCUAUGUGGCCAAUGAGCUGGAGUGCUUGGAACAGUUCUAUGAAGACAGCUUUAUUGGUGGAUCCUGUCUUAAAAUCAAUCCUUGUGAUGAAGUAACACCAGAACAUAGGUUUUCUAGAUUGUUCUUCAGCGAUUUCCACGUAAGGAACUGUUUGAUAGCCUGCGUCGUGACAAAGACGCUGCCUGGACAUGAGAGCCAGUUUUUGAAUGUUAUUUUGAAUGUUGAAUGUGGUGGUAAGAAAACGAAGGUAGUUCUAGUAGGCAGAAGUAUCCCCCACCACCACGAAGCGUGGUCUGGUUCAGAAGUGGUCAACGAGUACCCGCUACGCGAGUCUGAGCACGAGUUGCGCAACUUGCAGCGCCACUUGUUGCUCAACCAGCCCGGAUUCUAUGUGCCCGUGGAGAAUGCGUACGGAUGGGUGGUUAGGUACUACGACAUCGAAGUUCCAAAUUCGUGUGUGACGUCAGUGAGUGUCCGUACCGGGCUGGACGUGGGGCCCGUGCUGCUCGGACACUUUAGCCUCUGCGACAAGUUGAUAGAAUAAAUGACAAUAUUAUAUAAGAGUACAAAAAUAAAAAAAUAAAUGCCCUAAAAACAUCUUUGAAAACUUAACAAAUGGUCACCCUAUUGAAUUUUUGUUGUGGUAUGACGGUGCGAAAUUUUGAUUGUUUGUAAAAUCUUUGUUUAAAUAGAUAUGAUGACUUUAAGUAAUUUAAAUUAAUAAAAAAAAUAAUCCAUAAUAUCAGAUACAGCUACCUAUGUCCUAUGAUGAUUGAUAACUUAAUUAUAAAAUUGUAUGAUUUUUUAAAAACUUCAAAAACGCAGUUAUCACAUUCAAAUUUUGUUUAUGGUCGAAUACCGAUUAGAUUUCAACCAAAAAAUCUAACACCCAAUAUUAAGAUUUUCAACUACAAUAAUAUUAUAUGUAGAUACAUACGAAAAGUUAAGGUGGAUAUGUCGUAAGAGAAUCCUCAAAUCGUUCAUCAACCCUUUGUACCGACUGACCCACUCUUCGUUUAACCGAUAAGUAACUCGCACAGUAAAUUAUAAAUAUGACCGAUUGCGAGCGACCUUAAUUACAAUACAUAAUUGUUUUUAUCAGUGUACGCUCUAUUAUGUUAAAUAUCAGUUUUGAAAUAGUUUUAUCUUCUAUAAUACGUAGGGGAUAUAAAUAUUAGUUGUUACUUACUGUUUACAUAGCAAUCUUUUGGAGACUUUCUAAUUUUUUUAGUGGGGCAAUACAUUGCAAAUGUCUAUGGUUAACAAUUUUUGGCAAAAUUGCCAGAUAAUCUAAUUGUUUGAAGAAAUUGAUAACUGUUAUCGUUAGGAUUUAACUUUUUUAUGUUGUAAAUGCGUCAGAAGGGCUUUACCAACAUAAAAACACUAAAAAGUUCCUAAAAUAC